This is a messenger RNA of Oncorhynchus mykiss (rainbow trout), 2676 nucleotides long. RefSeq names its product relaxin family peptide receptor 3.3a2 (gene rxfp3.3a2). Gene Ontology annotation, biological process: cell chemotaxis; positive regulation of cytosolic calcium ion concentration; immune response. Gene Ontology annotation, molecular function: C-C chemokine receptor activity; C-C chemokine binding. Gene Ontology annotation, cellular component: external side of plasma membrane; membrane. Lineage: Eukaryota; Metazoa; Chordata; Actinopteri; Salmoniformes; Salmonidae. The record is from RefSeq and is a predicted model, not a curated record.
ACCCAUUUCAUGAAGCUCCAGUUCUUGUGCUGAUGUUGCUUCCAGAGGCAGUUUGGAACUCGGUGUUGAGUGUUGCAACCAAGGCCAGACGAUUUUUAUGGGCUUCAGCAUUCGGCGGUGCUGUUCUGUGAGCUUGUGUGGCCUACCACUUCCCAGCUGAGCCGUUAAUGCUCCUAAACAUUUCCAAAUUUGACGACCUGACUUGUUGGAAAGAUGGCAUCCACAUUGAAAUUCACUGAGCUCUUCAGUAAGGCCAUUCUACUGCCAAUGUUUGUCUAUGGAGAUUGCAUGGCUGUGUGCUCAGUUUUAUACACCUGUCAGCAAAGGGUAUGGCUGAAAUAGCUGGAUCCACUCAUUUGAAGGGGUGUCCACGUUCUUUUAUACAUAUAGUGUAACUUAUUUUAUUUUGGUAUCUGAAAAUUCAUAUUUUUGUCGAGACCUAUCAGCAGUUUAUUCACAAAGGUCUAUCACAGAAAGGUCCAUCACAGAAAGGUCCAUCACAGAAAGGUCCAUCAUGUCUCAAACGACCAAUCCACGCGAUGCAGGGGCAGGCGCUGUGAACACGCACGACUACGCACCUGUAUAAGACUCCAGUCAAGAUGCAAAGUUUCACAUUGAUUGCGGCGUUAUAAAGGACUGUAGACACGAUAACUUUUAUCAUACAAGCUUCAAUUACUUAAAAUGAACAGCUAAAAUAAGCACUCAACUGUAUGGAGCGCGAGGACUAUUCUGUGAUAGGCCAUCGAGAAGCGACCUGAUGCUAGUAGAAGCACCGGUGUUGCAUUCUAUCUGUGAGGAUGGGCGAGCUACUCAACCACAGCGGGAUUUUGGCAUUGAACAGGACUUUAAUGGAUGAUGACAAAUUCGGCAGUCUGGAGGAUAUUGACGUGACCGCGGACGGCACUCCGAUUCUAAGGAUAAUCAUCUCCGUUGUUUACUCCAUUGUGUGCGCGGUAGGGUUAAUUGGGAACUUGUUAGUCUUUUUCCUAAUGAGGUUAAAACAGGGCCGGAAGAAAUCGAGUAUUAACUUUUUCAUCAUCAACUUGGCAGUGACGGACUUCCAGUUUGUGUUGACUCUGCCGUUCUGGGCAGUGGACACCGCACUGGACUUCAGCUGGCCGUUUGGAGACGCCAUGUGUAAAAUCAUCCUUUCCGUAACAGUUAUGAACAUGUACGCUAGCGUGUUCUUUCUGACUGCUAUGAGUGUGACCAGAUACUGGUCUGUCGCCUCGGCUCUGAAGAACCGGUCGAGACAGAGGUCGUGUUCGGUGAAAUUGGUGUGCGCGGUGCUGUGGGUCUCCGCAACCAUUGCCACAGCACCCACUACCAUUUUCUCCUCAGUGACCGUAGUGGCGGGGGAGAAGCUCUGCCUCAUCAGGUUCCCUGAGGGACAUGACUGGCUCGCGCUCUAUCAUCUCCAAAAAAUCAUCAUAGCGUUCGUAAUACCCAUGCUGAUAGUGUCCGUCUGCUAUCUGAUGCUCUUACGGUUUAUCCGUCUGAGGAGCAUGAACAACAACCACCCCAAAAGGAGGUCGAGGGUGACCAAAUCUGUCACCAUCGUCGUCCUCUCCUUCUUUCUUUGCUGGAUGCCAAAUCACGCCAUCACAUUCUGGGGUGUAUUGGUGAAAUUUAACGCUGUCAAUUGGGAUAAAUCCUACUAUUUGGUCCACACCUAUGUAUUCCCGGUGACUGUGUGCCUCGCGCAUGCCAAUAGCUGCUUGAACCCAGUUCUGUAUUGUCUCAUGCGACGUGAAUUCAGAAAGAUGCUGAAGGAUUUGUUUUGGAGAAUUUCCUCACCAGCCAUCUCCAAAGCCUGUACAAUACGUACGUUUACGGGGACGUGCAACACACGUGUAACACACGACGACAACCAAGGGGUUAUUCCAUUGAAUGUUCUAGACACCACACAAUGUCGACUGUCCUUUAUUGACAGACCGGAUCUUCCCGCAAUACCGGGUCUACCCGGAAUGGCACCUGAAGAUUCACAGUGCAUCCACCAGACAUAAUUCACUUACUCUGUGAAACGACUUGCUGUAAUUACGCAUGCAUUUUGGAACUAUAAAUGACAGAGUUCUUGAGUUCCCAAUGUUGCCAUUACCCACGAGGCACCAAUUGCGCAGAGUAGGCCAACGGAGUGAAAAGCAGUAUUUACAGAAAUGUUGGUGCGUCCCUGGCACGCACUGGAAUGGGUAGGACAUGUACUUGGUAAACUUUGCGCGCAAUGAUUACAUGUUGAUUUUAAGAUAAGAGAGUCACACAUUUAGAGUACACCGAAGUCCAUAUUCCCUGUGGAUAUUAUGCCCAUUGUUGGAAUGUUGAGAUGUUUCUUCUGUCUUCCAUUCAAGCUCACACAUUGCCAUUCAGAGCCAAUGCACACAUGUUUGGUACAUGAAAAUGGAAAUAAAUGUGAUCUUAUUAAUAUGUUAUCAGUGCUUCUGUUGUGGUAUCUGAAUAUAUGGCUGAGUGUAAAAGGGUCAUUACAAUGUAUGUGAAAUAAAGAGAAUAUCAAUUAAGCAUCUUGGUCGAUUGAUAUAUUCAGACAAUAUGUUGUGUGGGUCAAUUUGCUAUAUAUCAAUUACUAAAACUCUUUAGAUGUCGAGAAAUGGUCGAUUGAAGAUAUUCAAUGCGUUAUUGGAGAUUACUUAAUGCGUAAGGCCGCACAAGUUGAGCUGUAAC